UUCGAGAAUAAAAAAUACAAAAUCCAAUUUUUUGCUUCAUUUAAUUGUCUAAAUUGUACAGCCUUAACUAUAUCUGCUCAAUUCAAACAUGGGUUUUGGUUGAUUCCACCAUAUUCUAUUAACAAAGAUUUACGAAAAAAAAAAAAAGAAAAAUCCUUGGAUAUCUCCCAAGUCUAUAUAUAAGGCUCUACACACACUUUCCUCACUGAAAAUCUUUUCAAUAAAUUGCAAACAAAAGAAAAAACAAAAACAAAAAAACAAAACAUAGACAGCACACAAAAGCAGUUAACCAUGCCCUCUAUCUUCACCAUUCUUGGUUCAAUACUCUUGGCGGUGUUGUUGUUCUGUCUGUUUAACCAGCUGCGAAGCAGGCGAUCGGUACCCGGCCGCCGGCUGCCUCCAGGCCCGCGACCGUGGCCCAUAAUCGGAAACCUGCCCCAGCUGGGCCCGGCGCCGCACCAGACCAUCGCGGCCCUGGCCCGGAAGCAUGGCCCGCUGAUGCACCUCCGCUUUGGGUUGGUUGACGUGGUGGCAGCGGCGUCGGCCUCCGUGGCAGCCCAGUUCCUUAAGGCCCACGACACCAACUUCUUGAGCCGUCCGCCCAGCUCCGCCGCCAAACACGUUGGGUACAACUAUCAUGACUUGGUCCUAGCGCCGUACGGCCCAAGGUGGCGGUUGAUGCGGAAGAUCGCGUCCGUACACCUCUUAUCCGGGAAGGCUUUGGAGGAUUUCAGAUAUGUCCGACAGGAAGAAGCAGCAGUGCUAAUAAGGGGCCUAGCAAACGCGGGCCCAACCGCGAUAAACUUGGCGCAACUGCUCCACUUGUGCACGACAAACACCCUAGGACGUGCAAUGCUAGGGUACAGAGUUUUCGGCGACGGAAGUGGCAAAAGUGAUCCGAGGGCCGACGAAUUUAAGUCGAUGGUGGUCGAGGCGCUGGCGGUAGCCGGAGUGUUCAACAUAGGAGAUUUUGUGCCUGCAUUAGAGUGGCUAGACUUGCAAGGGGUGGUGGCAAGAAUGAAAAAAGUUCACAAGAGGUUUGAUGCCUUCUUGACUAGAAUUAUUGAGGAACACAAGGCUAAUGCUGGCAAUGGGAAGCACACUGACAUGCUUACUACGUUGUUGUCAGUGAAGGAAGAUGCCGAUGGUCAUGAGGGUGGCAAGCUCACUGAAACUGAAAUUAAAGCACUUCUUUUGAACAUUUUCAUUGCUGGUACUGACACGUCAUCAAGCACGGUGGAAUGGGCCAUUGCGGAACUCAUACGACACCCCAAAAUCUUGGCCCAAGUCCAAGAAGAACUCGACCGUGUCGUGGGUCGAGAUAGGCUUGUGAGCGAAUUGGACCUGCCCCAACUAACCUACCUCAAGGCCCUGGUGAAGGAGACCUUCCGUCUCCAUCCCUCCACCCCGUUAUCUCUGCCUCGAAUAGCGGCCGAGAACUGCGAUAUCAAUGGCUACCACAUACCUAAGGGGACCACCCUUCUUGUCAAUGUGUGGGCUAUAGCACGUGACCCAGCCGAAUGGACUGAUCCACUGCUGUUUAGGCCCGAAAGAUUUUUACCAGGUGGCGAAAAGGCUGAAGUAGAUGUAAGAGGGAAUGACUUUGAAGUGAUUCCAUUUGGGUCGGGACGUCGGAUGUGUGUUGGCAUGCGCUUGGGCCUGCGCACAGUCCAACUACUAACUGCAAGCUUGGUCCACGCGUUCAAUUUUGGCCUGGCAAAUGGGUUGGUACCAGAAAAACUCAAUAUGGAUGAAGCAUAUGGGCUGACGUUACAACGGGCCUCACCGUUAAUGGUUCACCCUUGGCCCAGGCUAAGCGAACAUGUAUAUGAAGCAAAAAUUUAGACUUUACGCCAUGUUUGGUUGCUUGUAUUUGUGUUGUAUUAUAUUAUAUAAAAUAUGUUGUAUCAUGUUGUAUUAUCAUAAUAUAAACGGUGUUUGGUGUCA
This is a messenger RNA of Morus notabilis, 1947 nucleotides long. Its product is annotated as flavonoid 3'-monooxygenase. The record is from RefSeq and is a predicted model, not a curated record. The transcript has 3 exons. The coding region runs from base 292 to 1845 and encodes 517 amino acids. Gene Ontology annotation, molecular function: oxidoreductase activity, acting on paired donors, with incorporation or reduction of molecular oxygen; iron ion binding; heme binding. Lineage: Eukaryota; Viridiplantae; Streptophyta; Magnoliopsida; Rosales; Moraceae.